This is a messenger RNA of Coccidioides immitis RS, 1047 nucleotides long. RefSeq lists its product as uncharacterized. The transcript has 2 exons. Gene Ontology annotation, molecular function: inositol-1,3,4,5,6-pentakisphosphate 2-kinase activity; ATP binding. Gene Ontology annotation, cellular component: nucleus. Gene Ontology annotation, biological process: inositol phosphate biosynthetic process. Bases 1 to 1047 code for a protein of 348 amino acids. The record is from RefSeq and is a predicted model, not a curated record. Lineage: Eukaryota; Fungi; Ascomycota; Eurotiomycetes; Onygenales; Onygenaceae.
AUGGCGCCAAUGCAGGUGGAUAUCGCCGCGAACUCUUUCUCGAUGCCAAUUUCUGAACUGCCUGCCGACACGGAGGUAGAGUACCUGGCGGAAGGCGGUGCAAAUAUUGUCUACAAGAUGACUGUCCCAGAGAGCAAUAGAACGAACAGCGAGAUAAGGGGCCAACGAGCGAUCUAUCACGGUAAACUCCUACGUCUAAGGAAACGAAUCGACUCCGGCACACCAUAUACAGAAACAGCGAGAAACUUUGAUUCCCAGAUCCGAACCCUAUUUCGCGACAACGAGCUUGUUGCCCAGGAGCUGAUCAAGUUGCCUAAGAACUUCGUUUCCUCCUGUAAUGAAAGAUUAAAAGAAGAUGAGACGAAUGGCCGUCGACCGAAACAACGUCAUGGUGUAUACCUAUCUACCAAAGAGCCUUUCGGGCUACUCAUCACCGAUAUGAGUCCGUCGCUAGGAUCGGGCGCCGAUCUGUGGGAGUUUAAGCCUAAGUGGCUCAUUCAGUCUCCAUCAGCGCCGCUUAAUGCUAAGAGAUGUCGGACUUGUGCUCUGCGGGCAAUGAAGAACCACCAGGCCCGGCAGAAAGGGGAGAAGGCACGCCAAGGAUUUUGUCCUCUGGACUUGGUCUCCGAUGACUUUGAGCAUGUGCUACGUGCUGUCAAGUCAAUAAAGGGGCCGCAACACGGUAGGAUACGCGUCACGAAGUUCCUACACCGGAAUCCCACGCUUCUCAAGCUUCGAGAUUGCCAGCAGCGAAUGAACGCUGUUGGUCUACCCGGUCUUGACGCAGACUAUCGGGACAGAGCGGUCUCGAUGACCCUGAGGGACUGCACGAUGUUCGUGAAGGUUCCACGCGACGAGGCAGAAACUCCCGAAGUUCGACUCGGAGAUCUCGAUUUCAAAAGCGGAACAGGAGGGAAACUGGAAUACUGGCGAGGGAUUGAAACUCGGCUCAUCGAGGAUGGAUGGUAUCAAGGGACGGAUGCUGCCAUGGAGGAUGGCGAUUGCUCUUUGCAGAAUAACCGCAAGGAUACUACUCGAGGUGAAUAG